This is a messenger RNA of Protobothrops mucrosquamatus (brown spotted pit viper), 1350 nucleotides long. Its product is annotated as pigment epithelium-derived factor-like. Gene Ontology annotation, molecular function: serine-type endopeptidase inhibitor activity. Lineage: Eukaryota; Metazoa; Chordata; Lepidosauria; Squamata; Viperidae. The transcript has 7 exons. The record is from RefSeq and is a predicted model, not a curated record. The coding region runs from base 1 to 1254 and encodes 417 amino acids. Gene Ontology annotation, biological process: negative regulation of endopeptidase activity; positive regulation of neurogenesis; negative regulation of angiogenesis.
AUGAAGCACCUGAUUGUCCUCCUGGGGCUGGCGGCCCUGGCCGUCCCCUGCCGGAGCCAAGGCGGGAGCCCAGCAAACGCCCCCCAGGAGCCGGACCCCGCAAGGGAAGCCGGGGAGGAGGAGGAGGACCCCUUUUACAAGAGCCCCGUCAACAAACUGGCCGCUGCCGUUUCCAACUUUGGCUACGCCCUCUUCCGCCAGCAGUCCAGCCAGACCCCCUCGGCCAAUGUUCUGCUCUCCCCCUUCAGUGUCGCCACGGCCCUCUCGGGCCUCUCGCUGGGGGCGGGCGAGCGGACGGAGGAUGUGAUCUCGCGGGCGCUUUUCUACGACAUGCUCGAGAAGGCCCAGCUGCACAGCACCUACAAGGAGCUCCUGAGCAGCAUCGGCAGCCCCACCAAGGGCCUGAAGAGCGCCUCCCGCCUGGUGAUGGAGAGAAAGCUGAGGAUGAGAAUCGCAUUUGUGAACGAGCUGGAGAAAUCCUACGGCUUCCGGCCCCGGGUGCUCAGUGGAAACGCCCGGGCGGACCUGCAGGAGAUCAACCAGUGGGUGCAGCAGCGGACGGGGGGGAAAGUCGUCCGAUUCCUGGGGGAGAUCCCGGCCGGGCUCAGCAUCCUGCUUCUGGGGGCUGCCUCUUUCAAAGGGCAGUGGGCCACCAAGUUUGACCCCAAGCUGACCAAGCCUCAGGACUUCCAUCUGGACGAAGACCGGACCACCCAGGUGCCCAUGAUGUCGGCCCCCAGAGCCAUCUUGAAGUACGGCUUUGACUCCGAGCUCAGCUGCAAGAUCGCCCAGCUGCCCCUGGCUGGAGGGGUCAGCCUCAUGUUCUUCCUGCCGGAGAGCGUCACCCAGAACCUGACCCUCAUCGAGGACAGCCUGACCGCCGAGUUUGUCCACGACAUCGACAAGCAGCUGAAGACCGUCCAGGCCGCGCUGAGGCUGCCGCGGCUGAGGCUGGUGGCCGAGACGAGGCUGGGGGAGGCGCUGCAGGCAAUGCGGCUCCAGGCGCUCUUCUCUACACCGAACCUCGGCAAGAUUUCCGCCAAGCCCAUCAGGCUCUCCCACGCGCAUCACAAGGUGGCCUUCGACCUCGGGGAAGACGGGGCCAGCCCCGUGUUUGGCUCCGAGACGGAAGUUGCUCGGCUGAACUUCCCCAUCGACUACACGCUGGACAGGCCCUUCCUGUUUGUGCUUUACGACAACGACAGCGGCACCCUCCUCUUCGUCGGAAAGAUCCUCAACCCUCAGCAGGCCUAAAGCGCCCCCCGAGACCCCCAAGCCCCAGGAGCAAAAGGGGGGGCUCCUUGACUGUGUCCCGCAGCUGGUUUUGCUUACAUGGUCCAAUAAAAGAGC